AUGUCGCCUCUGAAUCACACACCGAAAUCGGAGAAUAAGAAAAAGGGCAAGAAGGAUGAAGAGAUGGAUGACGUCAAGACCCUCAUCUAUCACCGUGGCCAAAUCAAGAGGAAGGUCACAAUGAUCAACCAAACCCUGCAGGAAGCAGAGGACGAUCUGACGAAGAUCACGCCUUCACUGCUGAAGGUCUUCGCGAAGAGGCUGGAGCUGCACUACCAGGAGUACGAAGCAGCUCACCGAGAAGUGCUGGAUGCUACACCGCCGUCCAAAUUCGAAGAGCAGGGUGAAAUGCAGAUAGCUUUCGACAUGCUGCAUAUCGAAGCGACGGAUCGACUCGAGCGGCUCUCCACGAAGCUGACUGCUGGUGGUGCUCCUGCAAUGGCAACCGGCAACCCUCAGGUCAUCAUCCAGCAACAACCGUUGCGAGCUCCGAUUCCCAGCUUCGAUGGGAAAGUGGAGAAUUGGCCGAAGUUCCGAGCGAUGUUUGAGGACAUCGUCGUGCGCAGCAAUGAAUCCGACGCCAUGAAGCUGCACCAUCUGGACAAGGCCCUGAUCAGCGAAGCGUCCGGAUGGAUUACUGCAAAGAUGAUCCAGGAGAAUAACUUCCAGCAAACCUGGAAGCAGCUUCAAGACCAAUUCGAAAAUCCUCGUGUGAUCGUUGACACCCAUCUGGCGGGUCUCUUGGAGCUGAAGCCGAUUUCGAAGAGGAACCACAAGGACCUGCUGGAGCUGGUCAAGGCGGUCAACCGGCACAUCGGAGGACUAGAGUACCAAGGCGUUAAGGUCGACGCGAUGUCUGGUCUCUUGCUGACAAAGAUCAUCACGGCCCGACUGGAUGACCAGACACUUCAGCUGUGGGAGAGGACCCAGGAGCACGGUAAGCUGCCUGACUUCGGCAAGACCAUGCAAUUCCUGCAGAACGAGUGUCAGGUGUUGGAGCGAUUUCAGAACCGUCAACACCAAGCAUCUUCAACGAAGGAAGGAAGCUUCAGGCCAUCCAACACGAAGUCUACAAGCCAGAAAGUGCAUGCUGCAACCCCGACGAGCAAGCUGCAGCGUUGUCUUCUGUGUAACGAGGAUCAUCGCCACUUCGAGUGCCCUAUGUUCAACAAGUGGACAACAACGCAACGUACAGAGAAUGUGAAGGAGUUGAACCUAUGCUUCAACUGCCUAAGUCCAGGACAUCGAUCCGCCAAGUGCCCAUCCAGGAAGACUUGUGCGGAGUGCCAGCGAAGGCACCACACGCUUCUGCAUGAGAUCCCGAGGCCAUCACCAGAGAAGCUCGCUCAACCGGUACAGCAGGCAAGCACAGCUCCAGUGAACCAACCGGCGUCGCCAUCGCAGUUACCCUCUCGAUCAUCGUCAAACACGGCUGUUCCGAACAACCAACCGUUGGAACAGAAGACGGUGAUGCUCAUGACAGCUCUGGUGAAUUUGCGAGACCUCUGCAACAGGAAGGUACCCUGUCGUGUGCUUCUGGAUUCUGGAUCGCAGAUGAGCUUCAUUUCACGGAGUAUGGCAGAUCGUCUGGCGGUACACCGGGCUCCAACGCUUGUACCAAUUACGGGAGUAGGUGCAGCCAGGACUUGUGCUCAUGAGAAGUUGACAGUGGCAGUCGAAUCCAGGUACACUGACUUCUCAACAAUGGUCGAAUGCUUGGUGAUUCCCAAGGUGACAGGAGUCAUCCCCACGACCCAGCUGGAUAUAUCGAAGUGGCCGAUUCCGACAUCCGCGUUUCUGGCUGAUCCCGAGUUCAAUACGCCUGGCCAAAUCGAUAUGCUGCUUGGCGUAUCCCAUUUCCUCCGACUGCUCAAAUUGGGAAGAAUCCAGCUGCGAGACGACUUGCCCGAUCUCCAGGAGACGCAGUUUGGAUGGGUGGUCGCUGGUGACGUCGAGGAAAAGCAAAACGAUCAGCAGUGCUACGUAUCCACAGCCAGCACACUCUCCGAGACCAUGCAAAGGUUUUGGGAAGUCGAAGAAGUCAACGAUGCUGAUCAACCUACGGACCAAAAGAAAUGCGAAAAGAAGUUUCAGGAUACCCACUAUCGAGACGUGGAUGGCAGAUAUGUUGUGUCGCUGCCUUUCCGAGAAUAUCCUCCCCAGCUAAAGCACAACCGAGAGUUAGUCCUGCGUCGCUUCUUUUCCCUGGAAAGGUGGAUGAAGAAGGAUCCUGCUCUCAAACUCCAGUACAGCAAGUUCAUCGACGACUACGAAGCCCUGGGACACUGCCGAGAGAUCAUCGAGGAUUGCAAUGCACCGAGUCAACCCCGGUACUACAUGCCCCAUCAUGCGGUACUUCGUCCAUCGAGCUCCAAUACAAAGCUUCGUGUGGUGUUCGAUGCAUCAGCCAAGGCUUCGCCAUCUGACGUUGCUCUCAAUCAAGCUCUUCUGGUGGGAGCAACAGUGCAGAACGACAUCUUCGUCAUCCUCGUUCGCUUCUUUAAGCAAUUCUUUGUUUUCACGGCUGAUAUUUCGAAGAUGUGUCGGCAGAUCAAGGUAGUUCCAGCCCAUUCGUGCUUCCAAAGGAUUUUCUGGCGAGAUGAUCCUGCGCAACCUCUUCGGGUACUGGAGUUAACAACGGUGACGUAUGGAACAGCGUGCGCUCCAUUCCUCGCGACAUGGUGUUUGUUGCAGCUGAGUAUCGACGAGGCCGAUUCCUUCCCUAUCGCUGCGAACAUCAUCCGAGAAGAUUGCUACGUCGACGGAGCUGAUACCGUAGCUGAAGCCAUCGAAUGCCAGACCCAGCUUAUUGGAAUGCUGAAAUCCGCGGGGUUCCCUGUCCAUAAGUGGAGCUCCAACGCUACGAAGCUGCUUGAACGCAUCCCUGAAUCAGAUCGUGAGGAAUUGGUAAAUCUCAGUUACGGCUGUGACGGAGUCAUGAAAACUCUGGGUAUGCCUUGGAGUCGACUGAGGGAUGAGGUUGCAUUCGACGCGAAUCAUUUUACCGACUACUUGAAACCUCCGACCAAGCGAUCUGUACUACCCGAAAUCAGGAAGCUCUUCGACGUGAUUGACUUCCUUUCCCCGGUUAUCAACAUAGCCAAGCCGAAGAAACCAUUGGUAUCCCUGCAGGCCUUCGUGCGGAUCCGUAUUGAGAAAAUACAGCUGCUCACAGGCUCGUCGAAUGUAAAAUGGAGGUACGUUUCAACGAAGGAACACCCGGAUGACGUCAUCACGCGAGGACGGCUGCCAGAAGCACUGCGUACCGGCGAGUUGUGGUGGACUGAGCCCAAGUUUCUUCAAUGUGCAGAUUACGAUGUGGAGAUUCCAGCAGACCUUCCUGACUAUGCUAUCUUGGAGAUACGAGCAACACCGAUCGUCACUGCAUCCGAAAUCAACCAAAAUGAGCUGCCUCUAUUUUCAAAGUACAGCUCAUUUCGUAAACUACAGCGUGUGACUGCUCUAGUUCAGCGAUUUAUUCGGAACUGCCGACUAAAGAACGCCUCACAGCGCGUUACCAGUCAUCGUCCAACGAUUCCAGAGUUACGAGAUUCUCUGGAACUCAUCCUGAAGGUUAUCCAGCAUGAGACGCUAGCGGAUGAAAUUCAUCGCAAGGAAGCCAACGAGCAGUGCAAGCGGAUCUAUGUGCUGCAUCCCAGUCAUCGCAAAGGAGUGAUCCGAGCUGUCGACGUGAGGAUUAACGGAACAACAUACCGACGAGCGAUUUCCAAACUCUCCAUUCUACCGAUCGAAGACAACUGCAAUCCACAUUGCAGUGCUUCAGAUGACUUCCAGCCCGGGGGUGCAUGUUCGCUACCGACAAGUACGCUCCGGUGGCAAAUGUGCCCCACUUUCCCCUAUCACGCAAGAGAAGAUGGAAAACGUCAAACGCGGGAGCACCAUCAUCAGCAGCAAGUUGCUCACCCGCCGCCGGCACCACCAUCAUCGCCACUCAUCGAUGUAAACACGCGCUCGUGA
Molecule: messenger RNA, 3918 nt
Organism: Aedes albopictus (Asian tiger mosquito)
Lineage: Eukaryota; Metazoa; Arthropoda; Insecta; Diptera; Culicidae
Exons: 1
Coding region: 1-3918 (1305 amino acids)
Biological process (GO): proteolysis
Molecular function (GO): aspartic-type endopeptidase activity; nucleic acid binding; zinc ion binding
Source: RefSeq, a predicted model, not a curated record